GCAGCAAUCCAAUAUUCACCAAAAAUAUUUGUGAUGGAUGAAACAACUGCCGUCAAGAGACUCGUUGAUAAUUCACUUCGCUCGACUUCAUCGCAUAUUCCUUUGGAUACAAUACAAGAAACAAUCUUGUGUAGACUCCCUAUAAAGUCCCUCCUACGAUUCCGCUGCAUAUGCAAGCCAUGGGAUUCUCUAAUCUCAAAGGAUCUCAAAUUCGCCAAGAAACACCUUCGCGUGUCUCCCAAACGCCAACACCUCGUCACAACCACAACCCCAUCCGGGGCUGAAGACUUAACUAUGUCUGUCAUGUCUUGUCCAUUCGACUCUCUUAAUCUCCACUCUAAUCUUCACUCUAAGUCCACUCAACUCGAUUACUCUCCCAUACUAUCAUCAAAAUACCAUGAUGGCCUUGUUGCUUCUAGCGACGGCAUUCUUUGUUUUACCGUUAAUGGACGGGCUGUUCUCUAUAACCCUUGUAUUAGAAAACUACAAGAAUUACCCUAUAUAGAUCUUCCACACAAGAAAGGUUCAACUUAUUAUGCUUUUGGUUUUGGCUAUGAUCCUUUCAUCGAUAAUUACAAGGUUGUUGCUGAUAUGUACAUUUAUGAAACUCAAGUUAUAGAAACUCAUAGUUAUACUUUGGGCACUGCCUCUUGGAAAAGGAUUAAGGACUUCCCUUCUAAGUUUAGUAUGAAUGGAUUUAGUAAAUCAGAACAUGGAAUAUUCAUUAGAGGCGCGGUUAAUUGGUUGACAUCUAACUCGUAUGGUUAUUCGCGUGACAUUGUUUCUCUUGAUUUGGGGAAGGAAUCUUAUCAAGAAAUAUCACUACCUGAUCUACCUGAUUUACCUUUUGGAGAUGAGUAUAAACAGACGUUGACAUUAGAUGUGAUGAGGGAUUGCUUGUGCUUAUUUGAUAUUUAUCAAGGAAAGAGGCCAGACCGCCACGCUUUCACAGAUGUUUGGCUUAUGAAGGAAUACGGAGAUAAAGAGUCUUGGAUUAAAUUGAUUCGUCUCCCUAGCUUUGCUAGCUACGCUGAUUUCAUGAAUAUAGUAUAUAUUUCUGAGGACAACCAUAUGUUGCUUGUCUUCAGAAACAAUAGUAAAUUCAAGGGGGGUGUUUACGAUUCUAAAAAUGAUACUAUUACUAUAAAGAGUUCUAGGACUCAAGAUAAGUUAGGUAUGGUAAAGUCAAAAGUCUACCUUGAAAGUUUGAUAUCACCUUCAUAAUAAUAUUAGGAUGUAGAUGAAGUGCUAUGUCACUUAUUUGAGCUCAACUUUCUUUUAUGUUUGUUUUUAGUGUUGACAGCUUGAUGGAUCAUUGUUGAUUAUAACAGUGAAUGAAAUUUGCAGUUUGAGAAAUUAUUUUGUUAUUUUCAUUUGUUUUGUUUUGUUAGUUGAGGUUAUUGGUUCUGAAUCAUGCU
Trifolium pratense (red clover) is the source of this 1418-nucleotide messenger RNA. RefSeq names its product F-box/kelch-repeat protein At3g23880-like. The coding region runs from base 34 to 1224 and encodes 396 amino acids. The record is from RefSeq and is a predicted model, not a curated record. Gene Ontology annotation, molecular function: protein binding. Lineage: Eukaryota; Viridiplantae; Streptophyta; Magnoliopsida; Fabales; Fabaceae. The transcript has a single exon.